Messenger RNA from Diospyros lotus (date-plum), 1360 nucleotides. Its product is annotated as UPF0496 protein At1g20180. Bases 79 to 1203 code for a protein of 374 amino acids. NCBI's taxonomy places the organism in Eukaryota, Viridiplantae, Streptophyta, Magnoliopsida, Ericales, Ebenaceae. The record is from RefSeq and is a predicted model, not a curated record. The transcript is spliced from 2 exons.
UUCAUGACGAAGACGACCUAGCUACACAUAUAUAUACAUAUGUUCAUGAGCUCUCUCUUCUGCGAUAAUUAAAUUAAAAUGGUCUGGUCCAUGCUCAAAUCACCCUUCACAACUGCAGGUAGACGCGAAAAGAAACGUGUGGAUUACUUCGUUCACAAGCUAAGCGUCAAUGAAGAGUAUCUUAAAGUCCACAGAACAAAAUCUUACGUAGAGAUAUUGAACAAAGUUCAGGAUCAGCUCGCCGCCGGAAGAACCACCCUCGAUCGAUUAGCCUCUUCUUCUUCUUCCCUCCCUUUGCGCCUUCAUCUCUCCGACUUCGUGCUCGAACCCAGCCAAGAAACGCUAAUGGCCAUGAUCGAGUCCUCCAAUCUCCCCAGCCUCAUCGCCGAAUACUUCGACGCCAGCUUCCAAGCCUGCAACACAUGCGAGUUACUCCUCCGCAGCGUCCUCCAAGCCCGGGCCAAUUACCGAAUCAUCAAAACGGUAACCAAAAUGAUCCGCCAUGACAAACCCUUCACAGAUUCUCAAUCCCGCGCUGUUUUUGAGGAGCUCGCCUCAUUUGCGACCCUCAAGAAUCCGUUGCUAAUAAUCAGCCCCGACCAGUUCAGCAAUCUCCGCGAACGCCACGGCCAUUUGCUCCAGAGAUUGACGAAGAAGUUUCAGAAGGCUAGAAGGAGAGCAAAGGUAAUUAGACACUGCAAAAAGAUGGCAGGAUUCAGCCUUGUGGUUUCCUACGCUGCACUUGUGAUCGCAUUGCUAGGCCUUGCGGUUCACAGCGUGGUCGGCGUCGCAGCGGCUCCGGGGCUUCUUAUUUCUUGCUGUUGUUUGGGGUUGGUGAGGAAGAAGAGCAAGAUGGUGAGGAAAGCGUUAAGGACAAGCUUGCUGGAGAGGGUCGGGGCGCAGCUUGAGGUUGCGGCGAAGGGGGUUUUCAUUCUGAUCAACGAUUUCGACACGAUGAGUCGGCUUGUGAGGAGGCUGCAGGAUGAGAUGGAACACAGCAAGGCCAUAGCAGAGAUGUGUGUGAGGCAUGGGAAGGGUGAGGUGCUGAUGGAGGUGAUCAGGGAAUUCAGCGUGCAUCAAACAGGGUUUUUGGAGCAGCUAGAAGAGCUUGAGGAGCAUAUCUAUUUGUGUUUCCUCACCAUAAAUAGAUCCAGAGCUCUUGUUUUGCAAGAGAUUGUGAUGCUUCAACAGGGACAUCGAUGAUGAGAAACCAUGCAUUCAUUUUGUUUUUGUAUAUUUGUUUGAUUUUUUUUUUCUUUACUGAAAAAUAUUAAUUUGUUCGAUGUUAUACAAAGAGGUCUGUUUAGUUUAGCUUCUUUUACUGCUUAUAUAUUUGAUAGAGUUUUUAGUUCUUUUUGUU